AAGAAUCUACACCCAUUUGACCUUGCCCGACAACUUGUCAUGAUGGCUUGCCGACGCAUCCUUGCGCCUUCUUUCGCUCGAAGAUCGAUGUCUGCCCUUGCUGGGAGCGGUCUUGAUGGGGCGUCAACGGUGUGCUCGCCUUCGCUCGUGGUGUUCGACAAAGAUGGCACGCUCAUUGACUUCAACCUCAUGUGGGGGGGAUGGGUAGAGUCCGUGGCUUGGAAAAUGGAGAUGACAACGCGGCGCCCGGUGCGCGAGAAGUUCUUCGAUGCAAUGGGGUACGACUGGGUUGGUCGUGCGAUUCGUUCGAAAGGCGCGUUGUGCUGCACCCCGAUGGGAGAACUGUACCAAAUCGCGCACAAAGUCAUGGUCGACGAAGGGAUGUCCGUUGGUGACGCCAAUACCGCCCUCGAUAAAGUAUGGCAUUUGCCCGACCCCGUGGAAACGUCACGUCCACUUGGCGACAUCACCGGGCUCUUCCUCACUAUCAAGAAGAUGGGCAUGAAGAUCGCGAUCUGCACCGCCGACAACCGCGACGCCACCGUCCAAACCAUGCACCAUCUUGGUGUAUCUCACUUGGUGGAUGCCCUGUCGUGCGGAGACGACCAGUUGCCGGCGAAACCAGCGGCGGAGCAGGUAUGGACAUUAUGUCACAAACUGGGGGUUGAUCCUCACAACACCAUCAUGGUUGGUGACACGAGCACGGAUAUGCGAAUGGGGUUGAAUGCUGGCUGCGGGCUCUCUGUGGGGAUCCUCGGCGGCGCGUCGUCGCUGGACGACCUCGCCCGUGAAGCCGACGUCCUCAUCCCUUCCCUCACCAAGCUGCCCAAGAUCCUCUUCCAGUACAGCCGACAAAGUGCCGCGGCGGCCUCCACCCAUGCAUCGUCGGCUUCCGCUCACGUCAACAGCGCCUCGUCAUCGUCCCAGCAUCCUCAACACCAAUAAGCUAGGACGUUGCCUCUCGAAGACUACAUGCAGAACACAUUAAAACGAGAUUGUG
Messenger RNA from Aphanomyces astaci, 1000 nucleotides. RefSeq lists its product as hypothetical. Gene Ontology annotation, molecular function: phosphoglycolate phosphatase activity. The record is from RefSeq and is a predicted model, not a curated record. Gene Ontology annotation, biological process: dephosphorylation; DNA repair. The coding region runs from base 40 to 945 and encodes 301 amino acids. The transcript has 3 exons. Lineage: Eukaryota; Oomycota; Saprolegniomycetes; Saprolegniales; Verrucalvaceae.